AUGGACGGAUGCAAGGCGCCGCUGCAGGACGGCGUUCUCCCGAUAGCCAACGGCUUAAAUUUCAGGCGCUGUCACUCGACCCAGGCAUUCGGAUCCCGAAGUUGCAGAAGGAGAUGGCGAUCGAGGGUGGCGACGAACGCAUCAAGAAGAUCUCGACCUCGAUCCGUGUAAUCCCGAAUUUCCCCAAGCCAGGGAUCAAGUUUCAAGAUAUAACAACUUUGCUGCUCGACCCUCAGGCAUUCAAGGAUACCAUUGAUUUGUUUGUUGAGAGAUAUAAGAAUCAGAAUAUUUCAGUCGUGGCAGGAGUAGAAGCAAGAGGCUUCAUUUUUGGCCCUCCUAUUGCAUUGGCUAUAGGUGCCAAGUUUGUUCCUUUGAGAAAACCAAAGAAGUUGCCAGGUGAAGUUAUAUCAGAGGAGUAUACUUUGGAAUAUGGAACAGACCGAAUGGAGAUGCAUGUAGGAGCUGUUCAUGCUGGAGAACGUGCAAUUGUAAUCGAUGAUCUUAUUGCAACUGGAGGGACCCUGUGUGCAGCUAUUAAGUUACUAGAACGUGUUGGUGCUAAGGUGGUUGAAUGUGCAUGUGUUAUAGAACUGCCAGAGCUUAAGGGAAGGGAAAGGUUAGAAGGCAAGCCACUCUUCAUUCUAGUAGAAGCAUAAUAAUUUGUGGAUGCUGGAAGCAAUAAUUCGUUGUUAUGUAAGGACAAGUUCCAGGGUUUACAUCAUUCCUCUUAAGAUAUUAAUCUCCAGAGAUUGGGGAUAUGAUUUUUCCAGCUAUAUUUCAUGUAUCGGAAUCUACAACCAAUAAUCUAUCAUUUUGCAUAUCUCA
Messenger RNA from Nymphaea colorata (pocket water lily), 825 nucleotides. Its product is annotated as adenine phosphoribosyltransferase 1-like. Gene Ontology annotation, cellular component: cytoplasm; cytosol. The coding region runs from base 9 to 656 and encodes 215 amino acids. The record is from RefSeq and is a predicted model, not a curated record. Gene Ontology annotation, biological process: adenine salvage. NCBI's taxonomy places the organism in Eukaryota, Viridiplantae, Streptophyta, Magnoliopsida, Nymphaeales, Nymphaeaceae. Gene Ontology annotation, molecular function: adenine phosphoribosyltransferase activity. The transcript is spliced from 6 exons.